GGUCCACCUCCUUUUCCUGUUGUCGACGAAGCAGCAGCGACCACGAUGCUGAACAACACCUCACUCCACUCGAUACCGUUGUGCGUGUGCUGGUGUGCGUACCUCUACAUGCCGGCGAUGCUGUACAUAUACGUAACCAAUAUGCAUCUUCCGCCCAUCAAGUACUGCCAACCGUAUCUCAUGACAGCCACGGGGAUCUUUUGCACGUUCUACUGCAUACUCGCACCCCUCGUCUACAUUGUCGGGGCCGACUGGCCAGCACCCGUUGCGAUCGUGUGCGGGUACAUCCUGCCGUGCCUCAUCUGUGUGUCGUUCAUUCUGAGCGCGGGGGCCGUUGUUGUCAUGUACAAGAUCACCGACCUCAUCGUACUUCACUCGCAUUUUUCGCCGGCACAAGUCAAACGACUCAGCUUUUAUCGAAAGCUCCUGUACCCCAAGGUUCAAGUCGUCGCCGUGGCUGCAUGCGGCGCGAUGGUAUCUGCUCCUUACUCCAUCGCAGUGUAUUCCUUUCGCGGUCUGACGACGGCGGAAUUGCUGCACAGCAGCCACGACACGGUCUUGUGGGCGGCCACAUGCACGUUAGCCCUAUUGGCGGGAAUCGGCGGCAUCGUUUUGUCCGCUCAAAUGGCCCCCUACAUCGACAACCUCGGUCUACGCUUUACGUACCGACGAUCUUGCUACGCCGGGAGCAUCUUGGUUGCUCUGAGUGCAAUGCUGUCGACUCUCGAGAUCACCACGUCGCUGGUGUGGGCCCGCAACUACAACGUGCACUACAUUUUCUACACCCUAGCGGCACAGUACUUUUUCUUUUUCAACUUGGUCGUGCCGCUGCGUCAGCUGGCCUCGUUCCAGCGGCUGCUCUUUGGUCGAUAUGUGGCUUCCACUCGUGCAGCGUCCUCGUCGGCCUCCCAGUCACGCAAGGCGACUGUACCCGCCGCGCAAACCGACGAACUCGAACAGUACUUGCACUCGCCUCAUGGCACGGCCUCGUUUUUCGAGUUUUGCCAGCGGGAUUUUCGAACCGAGGAGAUUCGAGCAUGGCAACUGGUCGAGCAGUUUAAACACGGCAAUGUGACGGAACACAAGGUGCUUUCGACGUGCUUGUUACCGCAGUGCCCGCUUGCUUGCCCGACCUCCAUCGAGUGGGGGCCGUUGUACGUGAAACGCGUCAACAGCUGGAUGCAUCGAGACACAGACAUUGUCGGCACGGACUUACCGCGGACCUUUUUUGACGAGUUCCAGGUGGCGCUCUUGAGUGCACUGUGCGAAGAUGUGUGGCUGCGCUUCAAGGAGCAAUCGAUGGAGUGGAAAGACCACAAUCGCCGACGAAAGAGCUUGGAAGGGAUGGACACAGUGUUGCGAAUGGUCGUCAAGCAAGCACCGCCAGAAGUUGUGUCACCAACGCCAGCUGCCGACAAUGACCUGUUGGAAUCGUUGGAUGAUGAAUUGGCGUCGAUGGUUCAUCAUUGAAAGAGAGUACCCCUUGGACGUCACUGCACUGAUGGUUGCGCAAACCUUCCUCGAACGACCUUGGCCUACUCGUUUCGUAUGUCGUCUGCGUGAGCCGACAUGCCGCUUGCCAAGCGAGAGAAUGUGAAGCUAUCGACUCGCGACGAUGAAAUCUAUGAAAGUACCUGCUAUGCUAAUGGCAGUGGCCAGCUAACAGAAAAGUGUCCUUGGCGCUCCUUUCGUUCGCGACGACCCCGCUGGACUGGACAUCGUUUGUAUCCCGGCUUUCCGCAAGUACAUGCGUGGAUGCUGUACUGACAAAAUCUCUGCACAAUGAAAACGCUGUCAAGUGCAUCCAUUCGAGUGCACCGCUACUAUGUCUCCCCUCCAUGCGUCCCAGCAAUCAUAACAUGAAUAUAGCGUUG
This is a messenger RNA of Aphanomyces invadans, 1874 nucleotides long. RefSeq lists its product as hypothetical. Lineage: Eukaryota; Oomycota; Saprolegniomycetes; Saprolegniales; Verrucalvaceae. The record is from RefSeq and is a predicted model, not a curated record. Bases 46 to 1470 code for a protein of 474 amino acids. The transcript has 3 exons.